Molecule: messenger RNA, 832 nt
Organism: Urocitellus parryii (Arctic ground squirrel)
Lineage: Eukaryota; Metazoa; Chordata; Mammalia; Rodentia; Sciuridae
Gene: Mrps33
Product: mitochondrial ribosomal protein S33
Cellular component (GO): mitochondrion
Source: RefSeq, a predicted model, not a curated record
GCGGGCCUUCCGGGACAGGGGCGCGUGGGGGAGGCAGGUCAGGACCAGUYCUAACAGGUCCAAUCCCAACCAGUCUGCAUCCACAUAAUGCAGCAAGAGUUGGGAGAGAAGUGAAUGGAAAAGGAAAAAGGAAGAGCAAGGCUUGUAGGAGAUGUUCAGACUGAGGGCUGGGGAAACCUUGGAUCCAGCAGUUCUCUCCUUGCUGGCCUUCAGGUGGCACUAUUGACCCAAGAUUGCUUGGCUGGUGUUCAAAAUGGGAGUCUCCUAGCUGCUCAAGAAAUGUCUUCRCUUUCAGAAUAUGCUUUGCGCAUGACUCGUCUGAGUGCUCGGCUCUUUGGUGAAGUUGCCAGGCCAACUGAUACCAAAUCCAUGAAAGUAGUGAAACUAUUCAGUGAGCAGCCACUGGCCAAGAGGAAGGAGACUUACGACUGGUAUCCAAAUCACAACACAUAUUUUGGUCUCAUGGGCACACUGCGUUUUCUUGGCCUCUACAGAGAUGAGCAUCAGGAUUUUAAGGAUGAGCAAAAGCGUCUAAAGAAGCUUCGUGGAAARGGGAAGCCAAAGAAAGGAGAAGGGAAAAGAGCAGCAAAAAAGAAGUAGUGUUGGCCCAUCAAGAGAGAAUUUCUUCCUCAAUGAUUAUGAGAAGAAAGUACCAUCUUUCCAUGUAUUAGAGGAAUGUACUCUGCCUCAGUGAAGGUUACUUGGAGAGACACAAUCCUCCCUGUAUUGAAGUCUAAUUCAAUUAAAUGGUGACUGGUAGCCAGGUGUGGUGUAGCAUACCUGUAAUCCCCGUAAUUUGGGAGGCUGAGACAAAAGGAUUGCAAGUUCCAGG